AUGCCGCUGGGGCUGAGGAGCAAGAAGAAGGACAAGUCCAAGGAGACUUUCAAGCUGGUGGAGAGCGAGGCGGCGGCCCCGGCCCCCGCGGCGGCGGCGGCCCCGGCAGCGAGCGCGUCGCGGCUGCAGUUCCACACGCAGCUGGCGCACGGCAGCCCCACGGGCCGCGUGGAGGGCUUCGGCAGCGCCCGCGAGCUCUACGCGAAGAUCGGCGAGGCUUUCCGCAUCGACCCCGCCGAGAUCAUGUUUUGCACUUUGAACACUCAUAAAGCUGAUAUGGACAAGCUCUUAGGUGCACAAAUUGGCCUUGAAGAUUUCAUAUUUGCCCAUGUAAAAGGACAACGAAAAGAAGUGGAAAUUCUUAAAACUGAUGAUGUGCUUGGGCUUACCAUUACAGAUAACGGAACUGGCUGUGCGUUUAUAAAGCGAAUCACAGAAGGUAGCCUUAUGGACCAAACCAAAAUGAUCUGUGUGGGUGAUCACAUAGAGACUAUAAAUGGAAAAAAUGUGUCAGAUCGUCGGCAUUAUGAAGUUGCCAAAAUGCUAAAAGAUCUGGAGAAAGGUCAGAUGUUUAAGCUGGAGUUGAUAGAGCCUAGGAAAGCAUUUGAAAAGCUGGAACCAAGGUCCAAAGGUGGAACUCUGCCAGAGGCUAAAAUCUCCAGAGGGAGAGAAACACUUCGGCUGAGAACCAAAGGCCCUGCUACUGUGGAGGAAAUGCCAACUGAAGUUGAAGAAAAAGCAAUUAAAAAAGUGGAUGAGCUUCUUGAAACAUACAUGGGGAUAAGAGAUAUCGAAUUAGCUGCAACAAUAGUGGAAGCUGGAAGAGACAAGAAAAACCCAGAUGAAUUUGCAGUGGCAUUGGAUGAAACUCUUGGAGACUUUGCAUUUCCAGAUGAGUUUGUAUUUGAUGUAUGGGGAGCAAUAGGUGACGCUAAGCAAGGACGACUGGAAUGAGAACUGUGCGGUUUAUCAAUCCCUAUUUGAAAAUACAAAAUGGUUUUCAAAUACGUACAUCAGAAUUUUAAUACUUUUAUUGAUAUGAAUCCAGGGUGCUCUGUAUAAGUAUUCUUAUCUGAGACUUUCUUUUGCAAAGGAAGUUUUCUAAUAGAAAUAUGAAGAUAAACCCAAAGUUCUGACAACUGCACAUUUAAAACAAACAUUUCAUUUACAUGUAGAAAUCACUGUGAGGCGUGUGUCAAGGAGAUAUAUUUAUACAGACGUUUUAUGAAAAUUAGGUAUUUUUUAUUGUACAUACACUUUGAUAUCAAUAUUCUGAAGAGUAUUAGACAUGCAACAAAGAGUUUGGAUUAUUUUAUCUCUUCUUUAGAAAGGUUUAGAAAAUUGUUGAAAAACUAUCUAGCUACAUGCUACAGUUCCCUGGUCUUCUGUUGUCCUUAUGU
Messenger RNA from Gymnogyps californianus (California condor), 1400 nucleotides. It is a transcript of the gene GIPC2, whose product is annotated as GIPC PDZ domain containing family member 2. The transcript has 6 exons. The coding region runs from base 1 to 954 and encodes 317 amino acids. NCBI's taxonomy places the organism in Eukaryota, Metazoa, Chordata, Aves, Accipitriformes, Cathartidae. The record is from RefSeq and is a predicted model, not a curated record. Gene Ontology annotation, molecular function: protein binding.